AUGUCCCUCCCAAAACCCCACCCUCCCCCUCCCCGCUGGCUCGAGACGUACCUCCUUAUACGGGAGAUGCGCGCCCGGCUAGUCGCUGCUGUGGAUACGAUGGGUUGUGACCGACCGCAGGACAGGACUCUGGACCCCAAGAGCAGGAGACUGACGAUCCUUGUCAGUCUGAUGCUGAGCAGCCAGACGAAGGACGAGACUACUAGUGCUGCUGUUACGGCACUGGCGGGGAAGAUGGGGGGAGUGAUCACCCUCCAGGGAAUGCUCGAUGCGAGUGACGAGAGUGUACAGGAGGCGAUAUGCAAAGUUGGGUUUUGGAGACGGAAGACUCAGUAUUUACGCCAGACGAUGGAGAAGCUGCGAGAUGAGUUCGACGGAGACGUGCCCAAGACUGUGGACGAACUGUGUUCCCUCCCAGGGGUAGGACCAAAGAUGGCCUUCCUCUGUCUGCAAAAUGCGUGGGACAUCAACGUCGGUAUCGGGGUUGACACACAUGUGCACAGGAUCACCAACCGCCUGGGAUGGCAUAAGCCCCCGACGACAACGCCUGAGCAGACGAGGCUGAACCUCCAGAGCUGGCUCCCGAGAGAGUAUCAUGCUGAGAUCAACCAUAUGCUUGUGGGGUUUGGGCAGGCGCUGUGCUUUCCUGUGGCGCCCAGGUGUGAUUUGUGUGCUCUGGCGGAAAAGAAGUUGUGCCCGAGCAGGAGCAAGGUGGGGAAUGUUGAAGGGAGGAAGGAAGUGGUGUGGAAGAAGGAAGAAGGGGAGGUGAAGCUCGAGGUGGAGGAGAUUGGGGAGUUGGGAGGAAGGAGAGAGGUGUUUGUCAACGUUCCUGGAGAAGGGAGUGCGGAGGUGGACGUGAAGGUUGAAGAAGGAGAAGAAGAGGUGGAUGAGAUUGUUCAAGAGGUAGAGAAGGCGGUUGAGGGGAAAGAGGUGAAUGGGAGAGUUAAGGAGGCAUUGGAGUGGUGA
Dacryopinax primogenitus is the source of this 966-nucleotide messenger RNA. Its product is annotated as DNA glycosylase. Gene Ontology annotation, cellular component: nucleus. NCBI's taxonomy places the organism in Eukaryota, Fungi, Basidiomycota, Dacrymycetes, Dacrymycetales, Dacrymycetaceae. The record is from RefSeq and is a predicted model, not a curated record. Gene Ontology annotation, biological process: base-excision repair, AP site formation; base-excision repair; nucleotide-excision repair. Bases 1 to 966 code for a protein of 321 amino acids. Gene Ontology annotation, molecular function: oxidized pyrimidine nucleobase lesion DNA N-glycosylase activity; DNA-(apurinic or apyrimidinic site) endonuclease activity; DNA binding. The transcript is spliced from 2 exons.